CACGUGUUGUUCAUUCAGCUAUAAAAAUUAUAAAUGCUAAGAUCAAGAAUGUACUCAUGACCGUCUAUUGAACGUCUCUUCUCUGAGCUCAGAAUGAACUUACCCAGGUCAUGAUAGUGCCAAGUUACUUGUUCGGUUACCCUGUGGAAGAGGACUACAGCAGUCUGGCGAGACCAAGCUAAUAUUUGCUAAAGUAUUGAAUACAAUUUACAGCUAGAUCGAAAUAGUUUUAGAAAACCAUUUUUCCCACACACACACGUUAUACACAUUGUGGCGACAUGGAAGGAAACUGUGUCAAUGGUGAUGUGAGUGAGCUCCCCAAUGACACUAACAGUGUACACAAGCACCCUAACUAUGGAUCUAACGGAGAGUCCCCUAGUGGCAUCAAUGGACACUCUGAGAAAGCCAGCAAUGAAGCCGUGGAGAAGGACGACACUUCAGCUGAAGAAGAGGCUCCUAACUGUCCUCCACAGACUGGUUACCGUAUCAGCAUAGUCAAGUCUCUGUUCCUGUAUCCCCUAGCAGUCUUGCCCCUCGGCUUUGGUCUGCUCCUAGCUUACUGGUUCCCCCAUGUCUGGCUCCGUCUCACCUCAUGGACCACCCGCCUCAAUAAAGCCACCUACGUCAUUGUCAAGGAUACUGAUGAGAAGAAGCGUGUGGAGCGUGUACACACUGUACAGUUGCCUCCAGAUUUCCAUGACAACCCUGAAUUAAACCCAUUGGCUGUCAAUGAAGCAGACCAGACUGUGCUCUUGGUAACAGAAAAGAAGAGUAUCAGAUACUUCACACACAGACACCUCAGGUACCUGUAUGAUGCCGAGGCCGACCGGUUCAUUCUACUUCGAGGGUUUGAUCGUGGCUUCUCCUGCUCUGAGAUCCACGACAUGCACACAGGCCUGUCAACACGCACUCACCAAGAGAGACUCCUAUACCAGGGCCCCAACUCCAUUGAUGUCCCUGUGAAGCCCUACUUCGUUCUCCUGCUUGAGGAGGUCCUGCAUCCAUUCUACAUCUUUGAGCUCCUAGCAACCAUCUUUUGGUGUUUCACCCAGUACUACUACUAUGCAGGUGCUGUGUUCCUUAUCUCUGUGAUCUCGGUGGUGGUGAGUCUGAUUCAGACGAGACGCAACCUCCAGCAACUUCACGACCUCAUCGCUCAAUCUUGUACCGUCACAGUGCUCAGGGGAGGAAAAGAAGUGGAGGGUGUGGCCAGUGAAGACCUAGUGCCUGGGGACGUGCUAGUGAUACCCCCCACAGGAUUCGUGCUCCCGUGUGAUGCUGCUCUCAUCAGCGGUCAGGCCAUCGUCAAUGAGGCUAUGCUCACAGGAGAGAGUGUUCCUGUUACCAAGACACCCCUACAGCGUGACCACACCCACUAUGACCCUACUCUACACAAGAGACACACACUCUUCAAUGGUACGCAGGUCAUUCAGACCCGUCUCUAUGGCAACAAGAAGGUGACUGCUGUUGUCGUCAGAACAGGGUUCUCCACAUCCAAGGGAGGCAUGGUGAGGUCUAUCCUCUUCCCCAAACCGGUCAACCUCAAAUUCUACUCUGACUCCAUCAAGUUCAUCAUUGUCAUGGCGAUCAUAGGUGCUGCAGGGUUUGUGUACACCAUCAUCAUCUGCCAAGUGCAUCACUACCAGAUCAGUGAAACAAUGCUCCGAGCAAUUGAUAUAAUCACGACAGCGGUGCCCCCCGCCCUGCCAGCUGCCCUCACCGUGGGAACAGUGUACGCUCUCAAUCGACUCAAAAAGCACAAGAUAUUUUGCAUCAGUCCACAGAGAGUGAACAUGUGUGGCAAGAUCAAGCUGGUGUGCUUUGAUAAGACAGGCACUCUCACUGAGGACAGUCUGGACAUGGCUGGAGUGAGGCCUGCUCACCACGGAAUGUUCAGUUGUCUGAUUGAGGACCCCUGUACCCUGACCCCUGGUCCGCUCCUCCAUGCCAUGGCAACAUGCCACUCCCUCUCUAUGAUCAGAGGACAGCUCUCAGGUGACCCUAUUGACCUCAGGAUGUUCGGGGCCAUUGGAUGGGUGUUGGAGGAACCUGAAGAGAGUGGUACCACGAUAUCCCCCACAGUGGUCCACCCCCUGACCACACCCACUGGGGACACCACCGUAGAGCUGGGUAUCAUGAAACAAUUCACAUUCUCCUCGGAACUACAGAGGAUGAGUGUGCUGGUUCGCUCGCUCCCCUCAACCACACCCUCUCGGUUCCAAGCCUACGUGAAGGGAGCCCCAGAAACCAUUAAAAAACUCUGCAAGCCAAACUCAAUUCCAAACAACUUCUACGAGGUGCUGGGAUCGCUGACUCAGCAAGGGUUCCGAGUGCUGGCUGUAGCUCACAAGACCAUCAACAUGCCAUGGCACAAAGUCGAUAAGGUCAAAAGAGACAAAGUGGAGAGUGAACUGUAUUUUGUCGGACUCAUUGUGCUACAGAACAAACUGAAGGCAGUAACCACGCCCACCAUCCUGUCACUUAAGAACGCUGACAUUCGCACAGUCAUGAUCACUGGUGACAAUAUUCUGACUGCGGUCUCGGUGGCCAAGGAGUGUCAGAUGGUACCGUCAGGGAGUCGGGUUGUCAUGGUGAAGGCCUCUUCAAGCGUGUGUGGUCCUCCCACCCUCUCUUAUCAUCUGCUGGAAGAUCAGUCUGACCUUUUGCACCUUCUGGAGUCUAACAAUGCAGAGUUUGAGCCCACAAUAUCAGACAAACCCAACCCUCUCUCAUUUGACUCCACCCACUGCCUCGCCUACCACCUAGCCGUGGACGGGAAAACAUUCGCUCUCAUUAAAGAGCACUUCACGGACUCCGUCUAUCAGAGGCUUCUUGUGAAGGGAACAGUGUUUGCUCGUAUGUCACCCACACAAAAAGCAGAACUCGUCAAUUCACUGAUGGAGAUCGGGUACGGUGUGUGCAUGUGUGGAGAUGGUGCCAACGACUGUAGGGCGCUGAAGGCGGCCCACGCUGGAAUUUCACUCUCGGAAACAGAAGCAAGUGUAGCAUCUCCUUUCACCUCUAAAAUCCCGGACAUAACUUGUGUGCCCAAACUAAUCAGGGAAGGACGAGCUGCCCUAGUGACCUCCUUCAGUGUGUUCAAGUACAUGGCACUCUACUCCUUUGCUGAAUUCAUCUCUGCAGCCAUUCUAUACGCAUACGAGUCCAAUCUGGGUGAUCAGCAGUACCUCUACAUUGACCUCAUCCUCGCACUCUGUGUCUCCUUCACUAUGGGUUUCACAGCAUCGUACCCUCAGCUGGUCAAGAAACGACCUCUAGGCACGUUGGCAGGGAUACACGUCCUCCUCUCAAUCGUGAUACAGACCAUUCUCCUUAUAGUCUUCCAAGUAGGUGCUCUCUGCUACCUCUCAACACGAUCAUGGUAUGUGCCACUGAUACCAGACCCUGAAUCUGAUAAUAUCAAUUCCCAAGAGAACUCUGUGAUCUUCCAGUUUGCUAACUUUCAGUACCUCGGCCUCAGUGUGGCACUGUCUACAGGUGCUCCGUUCAGACGACCACUCUUCACAAACUAUUGGUUUGUGCUGACGCUGGCAGUUCUUUUCUUCUUCAACCUCUACAUCAUGCUCGCCCCUGCCAGUUGGUUUCCAUGGUUAUGGGGUGUGCUGAACGUUUUGCCAUUCUCCAACUGGAUGUUCAAAAUUGGACUUCUGGAGCUAGCACUGCUCUACAUUGUCCUCAGCUAUUUCAUUGAGGCGUACAUCCUACCUUCUGAGUGGGUGCGAGUCAUUCUGCGCUGGGUGCGCUGCAAACGUCGUCCCAAGAACCGUUACAAGCACAUACUAACAUCACUACCCCCGUCUUGGCCACCUGUCACCUUUGAACCCAGCAACAGGAAUCAAUGACCUUUGAACUAACAUAAUUGUAAAUGCAUUAUUUUUUGGGCACAGUGACAUUCACACAUGCUAUGCCUAUUCAAUCUAUUGUGUUAUUUUUGUGUUUAUAAUUAUAUAUACUUGUGUUGAAGAUAAUUAUAAUUAUGUGACAAUUAAUAA
Molecule: messenger RNA, 4013 nt
Organism: Halichondria panicea
Lineage: Eukaryota; Metazoa; Porifera; Demospongiae; Suberitida; Halichondriidae
Product: polyamine-transporting ATPase 13A3-like
Exons: 28
Coding region: 279-3863 (1194 amino acids)
Biological process (GO): intracellular calcium ion homeostasis; transmembrane transport
Cellular component (GO): membrane
Molecular function (GO): ATP hydrolysis activity; ATP binding; P-type transmembrane transporter activity
Source: RefSeq, a predicted model, not a curated record